Pelmatolapia mariae (spotted tilapia) is the source of this 2320-nucleotide messenger RNA. Its product is annotated as zinc finger protein 664-like. The transcript has 2 exons. The coding region runs from base 112 to 1446 and encodes 444 amino acids. The record is from RefSeq and is a predicted model, not a curated record. Gene Ontology annotation, biological process: regulation of transcription by RNA polymerase II. NCBI's taxonomy places the organism in Eukaryota, Metazoa, Chordata, Actinopteri, Cichliformes, Cichlidae. Gene Ontology annotation, molecular function: RNA polymerase II cis-regulatory region sequence-specific DNA binding; DNA-binding transcription factor activity, RNA polymerase II-specific.
GGUUUCCGGUAUGGAUCGGGCAGUGACAGGGCGCCAGUAGCGUUAGCCUGUUAUUGACCUUGUUGCGGCUGGCUGUGUAGCCGAUGAGUGUGGCACAUUGUUACAGCAGCAAUGUCUUCAGUUGGUGGGUGGAGGAGCGUCAUUGGCGUGAGGCUGGAUGGAGCAUUUGAGGGAAUCUUCACAGAGUUUGAAAGUAAAAUGGAGCAGUGUGAGACAGAAGUGGAGCAUCAGCGCAGACUGCUGGAAACCAUCCGGAACCCCGAAAUAAAGCUGCACAGAAUAGACCAACGCUGUAUCUGUACAAAGAAGGAGGAGGAAGAGGAAAUCUCUAUCCAGGAGAAGAAUGCCAGUCUGGAUCCGGAGGAUCAGAAACCUUCACUGAUUAAAGAGGAGCAGGAGGAGCUGUGCAUUAGUGAGGAAGGAGAGCAGCUUGUGCUAAAGCAGGAAAGUGAUGCCUUCAUGGUGACUCCUGUUUGUGAUGGCAGUGCCGAACUUCUGUCCUGUUCUGUACCUGAGACUCGAGAACGGGAAGGAGUCAAAUGUGAAAACACAGGAAUGCCCUUAAAAACGGAGCCAAAACCAAAGAAGGUCUGUAACAACACAGAUGAAAACACACAAGUCUGCAGGAAUAGUUUACAAAUAAAAGAACUGUGUGGUACUACUAAUAAUAUAGAUGAGAAGCUUUACUCCUGCAGCUCCUGCGCGGAGACAUUUGAACAUGAAUCGACGCUUAAAAAUCACCUACAAAUCCACGCAGACGAUGAGCCGUAUUCCUGCAUGACAUGUGGGAAGGUUUUCAGCUACAGCGCUUCCUUCAAGCUCCACUUGAAAGUCCACACGGAUGAGAGGCCGUACUUCUGUGAGAAGUGCGGCAAAACGUUCAGAAGAAGCGAUAAGCUGCGGCUGCACAUGAGAACGCACACGGGGGAAAAGCCGUACCUCUGCAUCACCUGCGGAAAAAGCUUUAACGACCCGUCGGCGUUCAGGAGGCACAUGGCCAUACACACCGGCGAGAAGCGGCAUUCUUGCAAAACCUGCGGCAAACGUUUUACCCACAGCAACAGCUUUCUCUGCCACAUGAGAACCCACACGGGUGAGAGGCCUUACCUCUGCACCACCUGCGGGAAUAGAUUUAUCAACGCCUCAAAGCUUAAAAGGCACAUGAGGACACACACAGAUGAGAAGCCUCACGUCUGUAACACCUGCGGGAAGAGGUUCAUUCGCCUUUCCAGGUUGAGGAGUCACACGAGGAUUCACACGGGCGAGAAGCCGUACUCAUGCCAAAUAUGCCAGAAGGACUUCGCUUACACCACUUCCUUGAAGGUCCACAUGAGAGUCCACACAGGCGAGAAGCCGUACGUUUGUGAGAAAUGUGGGGAUAGUUUCAGUCAGGCGGGGAGCCUAACCUCCCACAUGAGAAGUCACGCAGGUGAAAAAAAGUCCUGAAACACCUGUGAGGAGAAAAUAUGAGCGGAAAUGAGUUGAUUAGGUUUUGGUUUAAAGAGGGUUGUGUAACUUUACUGUGCGUUAUACUGUACUGUGCGUUAUACUGUACAUGAUGAGUCUGCCAUUAGAUUCAAGUCUAAUGUUGUGUUAAUGUGGUGCGUCAGCGGUAAUGCUCCAAGUGAUCGAGUUGCACUGCGGGACGCAGCAGAGGACAACAAAAAAAAAUGGCUUCAAGGUCAGAAAAUUGAAGCCUGCAGUCUUUUUAAUGACCAGCAGGAGGCGAGUCCUCUGGGUUGUAUGGAAUUUAUUGAUUUAUGAUCUCAGUGAACGCUUUCCUGUUCGUUUCUGGACUCAAACGCUGGUUUUAGGUCAUAUUUCAUAAAAUUUUGUAAAUUAUGCUCUGUAAUAAAGGCAGAUGAGGAUUAAUAGAGUAUAUGUACUGUCUGAAAUCCUGGUCAGAAGCUCCCCCACUUGUUUCAACACCAAGAUGGUGAAAAACGGCUUGAGGCUUUGUGACAUGAUGUCAUGGUGGAUACAUCCAUCUUUUAGAUGCAGUUUGUGGAGGCAUCUUUUUAAUGAUGAAAUCCUUAAAAUCUGAGAAUUCACCAGCACUUCUGAAGCAUUUCAUCUCUAAUUGUGAUAUAUGUAUGCGGGAUUAUGUGUUAGUCUCUCGUGUAUAUUAGAGGACUACAGACUUGUUUUUAAUAAAUAAUAUAAGAUGGGAAGGAGUGAUGAAAUGAGAGGCUGGCUGACUCUUGUGGUUCAUCUGAAUCAGUUGAAAUCUGAAAAAUCGACCCUGCCAGUUUUUGGGGUUUUUUCUAUUUUUAAAGGAUUUUUUUUUUGUAAACAAAAAAAUGUAGUCUCAAAGAGUGUA